This is a messenger RNA of Condylura cristata (star-nosed mole), 2278 nucleotides long. RefSeq names its product solute carrier family 26 (anion exchanger), member 5 (gene SLC26A5). Gene Ontology annotation, cellular component: membrane. Lineage: Eukaryota; Metazoa; Chordata; Mammalia; Eulipotyphla; Talpidae. The record is from RefSeq and is a predicted model, not a curated record. Bases 53 to 2278 code for a protein of 741 amino acids. Gene Ontology annotation, biological process: transmembrane transport. The transcript is spliced from 18 exons. Gene Ontology annotation, molecular function: chloride transmembrane transporter activity; secondary active sulfate transmembrane transporter activity; bicarbonate transmembrane transporter activity.
UGACACUCAAGAAAUGCUUGUCUCCUGCUGUUGAUAAUAACCUCAGAGUACUAUGGAUCAUGCUGAAGAAAAUGAAAUCCCUGCAGCAACCCAGAAGUACUAUGUGGAAAGACCCAUCUUUAGUCACCCAGUGCUCCAGGAAAGACUGCACAAGAAGGACAAGGUUUCAGAUUCCAUUGGGGACAAGCUGAAACAGGCAUUCACAUGUACUCCUAAGAAAAUAAGAAAUAUCAUUUAUAUGUUCCUACCCAUAACGAAGUGGUUGCCAGCAUACAAGUUCAAGGAAUAUGUGCUGGGUGACUUGGUAUCUGGCAUCAGCACGGGUGUGCUUCAGCUUCCUCAAGGUCUAGCCUUUGCAAUGUUGGCAGCGGUUCCGCCAGUGUUUGGUCUGUACUCUUCGUUUUAUCCUGUUAUCAUGUACUGUUUCCUGGGAACCUCCAGACAUAUAUCCAUAGGUCCGUUUGCAGUUAUUAGUCUCAUGAUUGGUGGUGUGGCUGUUCGAUUAGUACCAGAUGAUAUAGUCAUUCCGGGAGGAGUAAAUACAACCAAUGGUACAGAAGCAAGAGAUGCCUUGAGAGUGAAAGUCGCCAUGUCUGUGACCUUACUUUCAGGAAUCAUUCAGUUUUGCCUAGGUGUUUGUAGGUUUGGAUUCGUAGCCAUCUAUCUCACAGAGCCCCUGGUCCGGGGGUUUACCACCGCGGCAGCUGUUCACGUCUUCACCUCCAUGUUAAAGUACCUGUUUGGAGUUAAAACAAAGCGGUACAGUGGAAUCUUUUCAGUGGUGUAUAGUACAGUUGCUGUGUUGCAGAAUGUUAAAAACCUCAACGUGUGUUCCCUAGGCGUCGGGCUGAUGGUUUUUGGUUUGCUGUUGGGUGGCAAAGAGUUUAAUGAGAGAUUUAAAGAAAAAUUGCCGGCACCCAUUCCUUUAGAGUUCUUUGCGGUGGUGAUGGGAACUGGCAUUUCAGCCGGGUUUAACUUGAAAGAAUCAUACAAUGUGGAUGUCGUUGGAACACUUCCUCUGGGGCUGCUACCUCCAGCCAAUCCGGACACCAGCCUCUUCCACCUUGUAUAUGUGGAUGCCAUUGCUAUAGCCAUCGUUGGAUUUUCAGUGACCAUCUCAAUGGCCAAGACCUUGGCAAAUAAACAUGGCUACCAGGUUGAUGGCAAUCAGGAACUCAUUGCGCUAGGACUGUGCAAUUCUAUUGGCUCACUCUUCCAGACUUUUUCAAUUUCAUGCUCCUUAUCUCGAAGCCUUGUUCAGGAGGGAACCGGAGGGAAGACUCAGCUUGCAGGAUGUUUGGCCUCGUUAAUGAUUCUGCUGGUCAUAUUAGCCACCGGAUUCCUUUUUGAAUCAUUACCCCAGGCUGUGCUGUCGGCCAUUGUGAUCGUCAACCUGAAAGGAAUGUUCAUGCAAUUCUCUGAUCUCCCCUUUUUCUGGAGAACCAGCAAAAUAGAGCUGACCAUCUGGCUGACCACUUUUGUUUCCUCUUUGUUCCUGGGAUUGGACUAUGGUUUGAUUACGGCUGUGAUCAUUGCACUGUUGACUGUGAUUUACAGGACACAGAGUCCAAGCUACAAAGUCCUUGGGCAGCUUCCUGAUACGGAUGUGUAUAUCGAUAUAGAUGCAUAUGAGGAGGUAAAAGAAAUUCCUGGAAUAAAAAUAUUCCAAAUAAAUGCUCCUAUUUAUUAUGCAAAUAGUGACUUGUACAGCAAUGCACUUAAAAGGAAGACUGGUGUGAACCCAGCACUCAUAAUGGGAGCAAGAAGAAAGGCCAUGAGGAAGUAUGCUAAGGAAGUUGGAAAUGCAAAUAUGGCCAAUGCAACUGUUGUCAAAGCGGAUGCAGAAGUGGAUGGAGAAGAUGGCACCAAGCCUGAAGAAAAUGAUGAUGAAGUAAAAUAUCCCCCAAUUGUUAUCAAGAGCACAUUUCCUGAGGAAAUGCAACGAUUCCUGCCCCCAGGGGAUAAUGUACACACUAUCAUUCUGGAUUUUACGCAAGUCAAUUUUAUUGAUUCUGUCGGUGUGAAAACUGUAGCAGGGAUUGUAAAAGAAUAUGGAGAUGUCGGCAUUUAUGUGUAUUUAGCAGGCUGCAGUGCACAAGUUGUGAAUGAUCUCACUCGAAAUCGAUUUUUUGAAAAUCCUGCCUUAAUGGAGCUUCUGUUCCACAGCAUUCAUGAUGCAGUUUUAGGCAGCCAACUUCGAGAGGCGCUUGCUGAACAGGAGGCCUCGGCUCUCCCUCCCCAGGAAGACUUGGAGCCCAACGACACUGCGGAGGCUUAG